AUGUCAAAAAUAACUGGCUCAGCUGUUCGGAAACAAGCUGAAAAAUACCUUUCCCGGAUUUCUUCAAAAAAUUCUAACUAUAACGCAGUCGUUUCUUUAAGGCACCCUGAAAAUGUUCUAAACGAUAUUAAAUCAUCUCUUGAAAAAUCAGGGACUCUUUCUGGUAGUUUUUAUAUUUUGAAAGAUAACUUUUGCACAACUGAACUUCCUACAGCAUGUGGAUCUAAAGCGCUUCAAGGAAAAGCCAACAUGGAUGAAUUUGCCAUGGGAUCUAAUAAUUUGACGUCGAAUCUUUACCAACCUCCUGUAAAUCCAAUUUUUUCAGACGCAGACUUCAAUCCAAGAUCAACAGGUGGCUCUUCUGGUGGUUCAGCAGCAGCAGUUGCAGCAGACAUGUGCGACUUUGCAUUAGGAAGCGACACCGGUGGAUCGGUUCGUUUACCAGCAGCCUACUGUGGAGUUGUUGGGUUUAAGCCAACUUAUGGCCGCAUUUCAAGAUAUGGACUAGUAGCAUAUGCACAGAGUCUUGAUACUGUAGGGAUACUGGCCAAAGAUGUUUCUACCACUGAAAAAAUUUACAAUGUCUUAAACCAACACGAUCCCAAUGACCCCACUUCUCUAUCUAAGUCUAUUAGAAAAAAUUUGGAUCUUGAUUUUCCUAAAAAAAUUUUAAAUGAAAAAAACGACGAAAGAAAAUAUAGAAUUGGAAUCAUACACGAAACAAACUUACAAGAUUUAGAUCCAUUUGUGCGUCAGGCAUGGGUUGAUUCACUCGAGUCUUUGCGUUCACGUGGCCAUGAAAUCGUCACAGUAAGUGUCCCGUCGCUUAAACACGCACUUCCUGUUUAUUUUAUUUUGUCUCCAUCCGAAGCUUCAUCUAAUUUAGCUCGUUAUGAUGGCAUUCGAUAUGGCCACAGAGCCGAGCAAGAUCGUGAAGGUGAUAUUCUUUAUGCAGCAACACGAGCGGAAGGCUUUGGUUCAGAAGUUCAACGACGGAUUCUUUUAGGCGUGUUUAAUUUAAGCUCCGAAUUUUUUGGGAAUCACUUUCAGCAAGCUCAAAAGGUGCGGCGCAAAAUUCAGCUCGAAUAUAACUCUAUCUUUACUUUUCCCAAUGUUGUAUCUUCUUUGAAUACUCUUGGAUCCUCUUCUGACGAGACAGUUGAUGUUGUUAUAUCACCUGCGUCAAAAACUAUAGCACCCACACAUGAGGAUAUUUUCAAUUCUGAAAAAGGAAAUGGUGCAGUUAAAGCAUAUGUCAAUGAUGUUCUUACUGUUCCUUCAAGUAUUGCCGGACUUCCUUCCAUUUCUGUCCCUUGGGGGAAAGGUAAAGAUACAGUUGGUAUUCAAAUAACUGGGCAGUUUGGUGAUGAUAAAACGGUUUUAGAAGUGGCUCGUUUAUUGGAAUCACAAUAA
Molecule: messenger RNA, 1413 nt
Organism: Magnusiomyces paraingens
Lineage: Eukaryota; Fungi; Ascomycota; Dipodascomycetes; Dipodascales; Dipodascaceae
Exons: 3
Coding region: 1-1413 (470 amino acids)
Biological process (GO): mitochondrial translation; glutaminyl-tRNAGln biosynthesis via transamidation
Cellular component (GO): mitochondrion; glutamyl-tRNA(Gln) amidotransferase complex
Molecular function (GO): glutaminyl-tRNA synthase (glutamine-hydrolyzing) activity
Source: RefSeq, a predicted model, not a curated record